AUGGCUGCCGAAUACUCGGGCACUCGCCUGUAUCUAGGCAACCUCCCCAAAGACACUCGGAAACAGGAAGUUGAAGAGUUUUUCAGCGAAUUCGGCCAUGGCACCAUCACUGAAGUCAAGCUCAUGGAUGGAUUCGGCUUCAUUCAAUACGAAAGCCCCGAUGACGCGAAGGACGUGGUACCAGCCUUCCACGGCAAAGAAUUCAAAGGAAGCUCCCUUAUCGUUCAGUUUGCUCGCGGCAAUCGCCACCACGCCAGCCCUAGGGAAUUUGCGCCCAGCGGACCAGGCGGUUUCCCUCCUCGUCCGAGGCGCACUCAAUUCAGGAUGAACAUUACUGGCCUUCCUCCGGAUACCAGCUGGCAGGACCUGAAGGACUUCGCCCGCAAGUCUAACGACAGUGUCGUCUACUCCGAUAUGAGUCGUGACCGCGAUGGCCGGGGUACCGUGGAAUUCGAGACCUUGGAGGACCUCAAGAGAGCGUGUCAAUUCCUCGACCAGUCCGAAUAUCGCGGUUACCGCGUGACUUGCAUUGCUGACGAGGGCGCUACUUUGGGAGGAAGUGGUGGAGGUCGCUACGGUGGAAGUGCCUACGGCGGAGGUGGUCCCCGUGGACGUUCGGUCUCUCCUCACCGUGGAGGCUACUCGCGUCGCUACUCUCCGCCUCCUGCCCGUCACGCCUCUCCCACGAGGUACGGUGGUCGCAGCAGCCGCUACGAUUCCCCUCCUGGACACCGUGGCUAUCGUGAGCGCUCCCCGCCUCGUGGUGGCAACGGCGGUCGUGAUCCCUACUAUGGUGGAGCUGGUGGUGGACGCGAUAGGUCCCCGCCUCCUCGUAGGCCUCCUCCUCCUCCUGUGGAUGACUAUGCCCCGCCGCGCGGUGGAGCACCCGGAUACGGAGGUGGUCGGGAUGAUUACCCUCCUGCCAGACGUGGAUACGACGAGGAUCCUGGACACUACGGAGGAGGAGGUGCUCACGGUGCCAACGGCUCAAGCAGAGGUGGUGGUGGUGGUGGUGGUGGUGGUGGAGGUCGUUAUGAUGAUUCCAGGCGCUAUCCUAGCCCACCUCCUCCGAGAGGAGGAGGAGGUGGUGGUGGCGGUGCAAGGUCCCCUCCUCCCCCGAGGGGCGCACCUCCCCCUCGAGGUGGCUAUGAGGAGUACGACCGCCGCCGGUAUUAG
Molecule: messenger RNA, 1176 nt
Organism: Tricharina praecox
Lineage: Eukaryota; Fungi; Ascomycota; Pezizomycetes; Pezizales; Pyronemataceae
Exons: 6
Coding region: 1-1176 (391 amino acids)
Cellular component (GO): cytoplasm; ribonucleoprotein complex; nucleus
Molecular function (GO): mRNA binding
Source: RefSeq, a predicted model, not a curated record